Molecule: messenger RNA, 1521 nt
Organism: Paramuricea clavata
Lineage: Eukaryota; Metazoa; Cnidaria; Anthozoa; Malacalcyonacea; Plexauridae
Source: the annotation of a GenBank genome assembly
AUGCAAGAUGGAUUUUAUGAAACAAGAUUACCGUGGAAGGUCGGACACGUACCGUUGCCAGAGAACAAGAAUCAGUCAACAGCUAGACUGUACAGUGUUACACGAAAGCUCGAAAGGAUUGGAAAAUUGAAAGAAUAUGAUGACGUUAUGCAAGAUCACUUGGGAAAAGGUGUGAUUGAGCCAGUUCCAGUACAACCAACAGGGGCGAUUGUGCACUAUUUUCCGCAUCAACCGGUUAUUAGAGAGCAAGCACAAUCGACGAAAAUGCGCAUUGUUUAUGAUUGUUCUCCACCCAUCCCAUCUUUGAAUGACUGCUUGGAAACCGGACCUUCUUUGCAGCCUCUUCUAUUCGAUAUCCUUCUCUGCAACCGUUUUCGAAGAUAUUGCAUCACAGGAGAUAUGGUAAAAGCAUUUCUUCAAAUUAUUGUUCAAGAAUGUGAUCGUGACGCCCAAGUUAAUCGCUGCUAUGACCCUGGCGAAGCUGCAGAGUAAUGUGCUAGAGCGUUGGAAGUACAGCCUAUUCGAUCCGUACACCAUUGGGUGGAUAGCCUGACGGUUGUCUAUUGGCUCGCAAACAAGGGUACCUGGUCAGCUUUCGUGAGAAAUCGGGUCAAGAAGAUAAAGGAGGCUUGGAGAUGCAGAUUGGCGUUAUGUUCCGACUAACAGCAACCCAAACGAUCUGGGCACAAGGGAAGCAGCGCCAGACAAGCUCGGGGAUCUGUGGUACAAGGGACCGGAUUGGCUGCAAAAGUAUAACAAGUGGCCAGAACAACCGGAGAUCAAUGAGACAACUGAUGUCACACAGGGGUUGGCCAUGAAGCGGACACUGGCUAAACAGGGGGUCGAACGUGAUUUGGAGAUGAUCAACAACAUGUUGGCGAAGUUUACUUACCGCAGACUUUUACGAGUGACAGCAUACAUGCUGCGGUUCGUUAGAAAUGCGAGAAACGAGAAAUUAGAUGGUCCAUUAACCACCGAAGAAGUCGAAAGAGCUGAACAUAUAUGGUUGAAGAUUGGUCAGGAAACGUUGAAGGACGACGGGGGCUUUACUCUCCGCACAGAGGAAAACGGACUUUUGAGAAUGGACGUACGAGUUAUUGGAUACAAUCCGAUAUUUAUCCCUAGAAAUUGCACCUUAGACCGACUGCUAGUGCGCGAUAUUCACGAGGGAACAGGUCACGGGGGAGUAAGCUCAACCAUUGCCACAACACGAGAGAGGUUCUGGAUACCAAGGCUGCGGAAAUUGGCGAAGAGUGUCGUCAAUGGUUGCAAUACGUGCAAAAAAGCUCGACCGAAGGACUGAAUCCACCAACGACCGCACCAUUGCCGACCUUCAGAACUGAAAUGACAGAGCCGUUUGCUGUGACAGGAGUGGACUUCGCUGGUCCACUGCUUUAUCGAGCAAAUAAGAAAUCUACACGAAAGGCGUACGUAGCACUCUACACGUGUGCCACUACAAGAGCAGUUCACCUGAAGCUGAGUAAAAAAGCAUGGAGGCAGACGAGUUUAAGAGAGGAUUGA